AUGGUUUCCGGUGCUAAUGAGGAUGUGUGUAGCUCCGCCCAUAAAGAUUCCGAACAGCACAAAGACAUUGAAGUUACCGAAUCGGCUGUCUGCGAUUCACUCGCUUCACAACAACUCCACCUCCUCGCUUGUCAUGUGUCCGUCUCCUUUAAUUUAUCAAUUAAACAUGCAGUUCUCAUAAAUAUUAUUCCUAUUUCAGAAACUGCUUGUGGUGAGGAUGUCCAGCAGGAAGAACAGUUUGAGACAGUGGUCUUUGCCAAUUCAAUGCCGGAUGUGAACCCUGGACAAAUAUGCCCAUCUUCAAGAAAGCAGAAUAUUCGGAAGAGACCAUAUUGUCACGAUGGUGAUGAAUCAUACAACCUUAGAAGAGAAUUUCUUGAUGGGAAAAGAGAAAAAAACAAAACUGCGGAGGACUACAGAAAGAAGAAGAUUUCAUUGCUGGAGAAAAUUGUUCAACAGCAGAGCGAGCUUAUAGAGAUACAGAGGAGAACAACAACCGCUCUGGAAGUCAUAGCUACGAAAUUUCAUGAGUCAACUCAGUCUCCCUCGCCAUAUUCACUUUCACCUGUUAUAAAAUUUAGUUAAUACAUGUAGUUUAAUCCUUACAAAUUUUAUGUGAGUUUAAAGAAUUUGAUGCAAUAACAUAGGGAUACAGUGGACCCCGCUUAAUAUGAUAUUUAUUUUGUCAGGCAAAAUUAUUAUAUUAACUGGACUAAAAUAAUAAUCGAACCUAGCUAAAUUCAAUGUGAGUAAGUAUGACAUGUGACUAUUUACGUUCUGUAUUACUAUUUUAAUCAAGAAAGGGUAAUUUCCAAUGCAAUUGAUGAUGUGUUCUAUAAAUUUAUCUUUAUUGCAUCAAAAAAGUUAAUUUUAUUUAUGAAAUUAACUAUAACAAGCUGAGAAAAUUGCUCAGAUCCACCAAUAUGCUUCCGGUGGGUUGACAUGCUUUCAUUUUGUUUUCUUCCUCUACAAUGUACUUCUGGUUUUGACCAAAUCUAGUUAGGCAUUCAUCAGACAAUUUGUUUUAUAAAAACUUCUUCCAUGAAGGUAUUCUUAUUAGCUCACUUGUUCAUAGAUAUUCUAAUUACAGACAUUUUUGUGAUAUUGUUAAUAUCUGGCAGCAAGAGCACUUAUAUACUUAUUGUUUUAAAAAUGUUAUUGUUGAAAUAUUGUUUCAAAAAAUGACAUUGUUGAAAAACCAAAAUUGUUUUUAAAAAUGUUAUUGUUGACAAACUGACCAUUAUUAAAAGUUUUCACUGUUCUUUACAUUUGUCAUUUUUUUCUAUUCAGAUCACAAAUAGAAAUUGAUAAAAGAUUUUUAA
This is a messenger RNA of Magallana angulata, 1322 nucleotides long. RefSeq lists its product as uncharacterized. NCBI's taxonomy places the organism in Eukaryota, Metazoa, Mollusca, Bivalvia, Ostreida, Ostreidae. The transcript is spliced from 4 exons. The record is from RefSeq and is a predicted model, not a curated record. The coding region runs from base 1 to 585 and encodes 194 amino acids.